AAGUCCACGGGAUUUCCUUCUAUCUCUCACCCACGACUUGGCCUCUUCACCUCUCUACAAAACGGUAGAGCUCGCGAGCUCGUUCCCCCAAAUCCCCCAAUUCCUGGGCACCCAACGCGUCACUGUACGCUCCGAUUGCUCAAUCAAUCUCGAGCAGCAAGAGAUCCCACAAGCUAAUUCGGUUCCGCCGCCGGCGUUCGAUUCGUAUACCAUGGGGCUCGACAAGGAGGCGAGCUCCUCGUCCUCCCGGCUCGACGCGGGGGCGCCGCUGCUGCUGCCGCAGCACGGCGGGAGCGGCGGCGGCGGCGCGCACCUAUCGUCGCAGCCCAAGACCUUCGCCAACGUCUUCAUCGCGGUGGUCGGCUCCGGCGUGCUGGGGCUCCCCUACACCUUCUCCCGCACGGGGUGGGCGGCGGGGUCGAUCCUCCUCUUCGCGGUCGCCGCGCUCACCUUCCACUGCAUGAUGCUGCUCGUGGCCUGCCGCCGCCGCCUGGCCGACGAGCACCCCAAGAUCGCCUCCUUCGGGGACCUGGGCGCCGCCGUCUACGGCGCCGCGGGCCGCCACGUCGUCGACGCCAUGCUCGUGCUCAGCCAGGCCAGCUUCUGCGUCGGCUACCUCAUCUUCAUCGCCAACACCCUCGCGCACCUCUACCCCAUCGCCGUCGGGGAUUCCUCGUCCUCUUCCUCCCCGCUCCUCACGGCCAAGGCGCUCUUCAUCUGGGCCAUGCUGCCGUUCCAGCUCGGGCUCAACUCCAUCAAGACGCUCACGCUCCUCGCGCCGCUCAGCAUCUUCGCGGACGUCGUGGAUCUGGGCGCCAUGGGCGUCGUCCUCGGCCAGGACGCGUCCACGUGGCUCGCCGAGAGGCCCCCCGUGUUCGCCUUCGGCGGCCUGGCCGAGAUCCUAUACGGCCUGGGGGUCGCCGUGUACGCCUUCGAGGGCAUCGGCAUGGUCCUGCCGCUGGAGGCGGAGGCCGCGGACAAGCGCAAGUUCGGCGGCACGCUCGCCAUGUCCAUGGCGUUCAUCGCCGUCAUGUACGGGCUGUUCGGCGCCAUGGGCUACCUCGCGUUCGGCGCGUCCACGCGGGACAUCAUCACCACCAACCUCGGCGCCGGCUGGCUGUCGGUGGCCGUGCAGCUGGGCCUCUGCAUCAACCUCUUCUUCACCAUGCCGGUCAUGAUGAACCCCGUCUACGAGGUCGCCGAGCGCCUGCUCUACGGGAAGCGGUACGCCUGGUGGCUCCGCUGGCUACUCGUCGUCUUCGUCGGGCUCAUGGCGAUGCUCGUGCCAAACUUCGCCGACUUCCUUUCGCUCGUCGGGAGCAGCGUCUGCGUCCUGCUCGGGUUCGUGCUGCCGGCCGCGUUCCACCUCAAGGUGCUAGGCGCCGAGAUCGGGUGGCCUGCGCUUAUCGGCGACGCGGCUGUCAUCGUCGUCGGCGUCGCGCUUUCCUUGUCCGGGACAUGGACAUCGCUGGCGCAAAUGUUUGGUUCUUCCGACGCAUAAUCAUCGAUAAGCAGAUGGAUGCGUCGGGAAUGUUCGACUGUACAUUGGAUUAAGCAGAGACACACGGCCAAUUCAGCUACCAUGUUGAGUUUGGCAUGGGUUAUGGUUCCAUUUGGAUACUUGCAUUGCCAUUGCUUGGAAACAAGGGGCAAAUUGUAUGGGCCAUCAUGGUAUCCACCAGCAAAUCUGUAUUGUAGACAUCGUAAGGUUUAAGCGACGACGAAUCUGUGUAUUGUACACGAGUAUUUAUGUUACCGUGGAGGACGUUCGUUCGUUUCAAAAUAUUGGUGUGCGCUACA
Brachypodium distachyon (stiff brome) is the source of this 1800-nucleotide messenger RNA. Its product is annotated as amino acid transporter AVT3B. Gene Ontology annotation, cellular component: vacuolar membrane. The coding region runs from base 212 to 1501 and encodes 429 amino acids. Lineage: Eukaryota; Viridiplantae; Streptophyta; Magnoliopsida; Poales; Poaceae. The transcript has a single exon. Gene Ontology annotation, molecular function: amino acid transmembrane transporter activity. Gene Ontology annotation, biological process: amino acid transmembrane transport. The record is from RefSeq and is a predicted model, not a curated record.